Molecule: messenger RNA, 1363 nt
Organism: Nasonia vitripennis (jewel wasp)
Lineage: Eukaryota; Metazoa; Arthropoda; Insecta; Hymenoptera; Pteromalidae
Exons: 1
Coding region: 118-1305 (395 amino acids)
Source: RefSeq, a predicted model, not a curated record
ACUAUGCAUUUCAGUUUGUUUCUUAUUCUCAAAGGCUUCGAUAAAAACUCGUAUCGUUGCUAGGUUUUGCUCUUCCUGUCCAAACUUUUGGCCGAAAAGCAUCACUCGUCGCUCGCCAUGUCUGUGUUGACGCUUAAGGAUAUCAAGACGGUCGUAACGCGUGCACUCGGUCCAAAGGUUACGAUUGUCAGUCAUCGUCUGGAAGACUUUACGAAAGAGAAGAAUGGCAUAUUUGGAACUCACCAACUGCUUGUGGUUGAAGUUGAAGAUGGAUCCUACGAGAAGAAGACCGAAAGCUUCUUUGUGAAGACACGUCCAGAAUCUGCUCUGAUCAUGGAUACACUCUUGGACGAGGAAACUUUUCUCGAAGAGAUUCACUUUUUCGCCCAAGUUCAUCCUCUGAUGAUGAAGGAUUACCAGGGCGAGAGAUGGUCACCUCGAUGCUUUUUGGCCAACAAAAACGUCCUCGUAUUCGAAGACCUUCGCGUCCAGGGAUUCACCCAUCGUACGAAAAAUAUCCUAGACGAACAAUCAUUGAAAUCCGCUCUGUCAUCGCUAGCCAGGUUUCACGCGUCCUCCCAACUCGCAGAAAAGCGUUUGGGCAAAUCUCUGAAGGAAGUCUUUCCGUCCGCGUUUGGGGAAAAGGUGUACAACAACGGCAAUAAAUUUGGACAGUCCACAUCCUGCGGUUACGAGACCAUCACCUUGAUGGCCGAGAAGUUGGGCUUGAACUCUGGAUUGGUGUCGAGAAUCCACGAAAAAGCUUCGAAGCUUGUCAAACCUGCGGUAGGUAAAUUGAACGUUCUCUGUCACAGUGAUCUCUGGAUGAACAACGUUCUCUUCAACGACAGUGUACCUGCCAAAUGCAUUUUAGUGGAUUUCCAACUCUUGAGAUACGCUUCACCAGUAAUCGACUUCUGCAUGUUGGUGUACUUGCAUACGACUCCGGAUUACCGAAAGAAAAAUAAUCUAGAACUGUUGCAGUAUUAUCAUUCCGUUCUUCGCGACGUACUUCUGCGAAGCGAGAUCAAGCCCAAGAUACCGUCGUUCGAAAACCUUUUGAGCGAUUUCAACGAAUACAAACUCGCGGGAAUGGCAUACGCCUCGUUGUACUUGCCUGGUAUCUAUUUAAAUCCGGAAGAUUUUGGUACGCUGUUAAACGAUCCAACAGCACUGCAGAAAUUUAUGUUCACGACGAGGAUGGACCUUAUAGGACCUGCUAUGGACAAGGAUCCCGUUUACAGAGAAAAACUGAGGGGCAUCAUAGAAGAACUGUUGGAAGAGGCUGAACGAGUAUUCGGUUAACGAUAGAGGCACUUUUUGUAGCAUUGUUGUUUUUGUGAAAUAAAUUGCUAUUAAUGUG